AUGUUGGGUCACACUUUCGUUGAUGGGUUGGACGAGGUAUCAAAGAUGAAUCUUGACUCAGCAUGUGGCGGUAGUUGCAUGGCAAGACCGUAUAGUGAGAUCCAGAUCCUGCUAAACAAUUUUACUGCUAAUGAUAAUAAUUGGCAAGGAGAUGGGGAACCACGAAGAGCACUUAAACAAAAGGCAGCAGGGGUGAUCGAGCUUGAUGACUUCUCAGCAAUGAGAGCAGAAUUAGCGAGAUUAGCUAAUCAGAUGAAUAAGAUGACAAUGCACCACGCACAACAGAUGCAACAUGUGCAACAGAUGUCUACUUGCUGCGAGUUAUGUGGUGAAGGUCACACAAGUGAAAUAUGUCCCGUGAAUCCUGAAUCAAUCUACUACGUGGGGCAACAAGCUAGAGGGCCGAUGAAUCAACAUGCUCAAUAUGGUAACACAUACAAUCCGAACUGGAGGAAUCAUCCUAACUUCUCUUGGGGUGGAAAUCAGAAUAUCAGGCCUCAAGGGAAUUACAAUCAUCCACCUCAACCCCCACAACAAGCAGAAAAGACUUUGACUGAUAUGAUGAAAAAGCACUUGAUAGAAAAUCAGCAAUUGCGCACACAGUUCAGAAAUCUAGAGAGGCAGUUUGGGCAAAUGGCUAACAAUCAGAAUACUAGACCUGCUGGAGCUCUCCCGAGUGGUACUGAACCUAAUCCUAAGGCUCAAGUCAAUGCGGUUACCUUGAGAAAUGGAAGAGAAUUAGAAGAAGUUCCAGAGAAAAAGAAGUAUACAGCUAGACCUGCAGGAGAAUUAGUUCCUAAGCCCGUUGAGGAGAAUAAGAAAGAAAAGCCAGAAAUUGUGACAAGGCCACCACCUCUGUUUCCACAAAGACUGCAAAAGCAAAAAGAUGAUGCUAUGUACAAGAAAUUCUUAGAUAUUUUGAACCAAGUGCGUGUGAAUUUGCCUUUGGUGGAAAUUUUGUAG
Messenger RNA from Nicotiana attenuata, 963 nucleotides. RefSeq lists its product as uncharacterized. The transcript has a single exon. Lineage: Eukaryota; Viridiplantae; Streptophyta; Magnoliopsida; Solanales; Solanaceae. The record is from RefSeq and is a predicted model, not a curated record. Bases 1 to 963 code for a protein of 320 amino acids.